AUGGCGAAGGUCCGGAUUUUGGACAGCCGCAUGGUGCACAUCGACCGCCAGCAGAAGUGCUGCAUCUUGCAUGACGGUUCAAUGCUGCCCUACGACUACUUGGUGGUCGCAACAGGCCUGCAGGAUGACGCCCUGCAUGCCCUGAAGAUCCAGUCCAUGGGAGUCGAGCACGUCACAGAUGGCUACCGCCGAGUGAACGGCGCCAUGUCCGCGGCAGACCCCUCGAUCAGGGACUUGCUGGUGCAGGGCGGCACCCUGAUCAAGUCCCUGAUCUGGAACCCGCUGUCCUACGCCGUGGUGUACGGGCGCUCGCUGAAUGCGUACUGCGUGGUUCAGGGCCUGCUCCUGCGGAAGGUGCCAGCGAGGAAGAUCAUUCUGGUGUUGCCGCCUCGGCAGCAGCAGGAGAAGGGCAAGCAAGUCCUCUCCGUGGAUGCCUUCUAUGAGGGCGACGAGGUUGAAAAGAAGAUUCACAGCAUCCUGGACACCAUGGGCCUCAAGGUCUACGAGGGCUACCGGUUGCUGGGCAUCCAGCAAUGCACCCGGGGCCGUCUCAAGGGCCUUAUCUUAGAGGACCACGUCUCCCCUGACCAGGAGGUAGGGCAGGCGGAGGACCUGGCUGCUGCGGAGCGGGAGCGGGAGAAGAGGUUCCCCGCACCGGAGGCUGCUAGAGCGCCCAUGGGCACCAUGGAGGAGACUUCGGCGCCAGCCCCAACGGCUUGCCACAGAAGCUCCUGGCCUGCCGGAUUUGCAUCACGGCGGACGAAGUUAACGUGGACCCGGACAUCUUCAACUCGGUGCACGGAAAUGGUCUGGUCUACGAUGGCCGUCUGA
Effrenium voratum is the source of this 831-nucleotide messenger RNA. The record is from the annotation of a GenBank genome assembly. NCBI's taxonomy places the organism in Eukaryota, Dinophyceae, Suessiales, Symbiodiniaceae.